This is a messenger RNA of Ichthyophthirius multifiliis, 1557 nucleotides long. RefSeq names its product major facilitator superfamily protein, putative. Gene Ontology annotation, biological process: transmembrane transport. NCBI's taxonomy places the organism in Eukaryota, Ciliophora, Oligohymenophorea, Hymenostomatida. Gene Ontology annotation, molecular function: transmembrane transporter activity. The transcript has 3 exons. The record is from RefSeq and is a predicted model, not a curated record.
AUGAAAGACAUAUACAUACUUUUAGACAUUCUAUAAGUUAAUAAGAAAGUGCAUAUUCUCUUUAAUUCUAAGAUAUUUCUAAAUGUAUAGAUAAAGCAUUAUAAUAUUUAAAAACUUUAUAAUUCUUAUACUUAAAAAAUUAAUAAUAUUUUUUUAUAAAAAGUAAACCACUCUUUUACUCAUUCAUUUACUUACAAAUUAAAUGAAAAAAACAAUAGAUGGCGUUGGGUUAUUUUAUUAUUCAUAAUUCUUAGUAAUUUAGGUAACUUUUUUUCUGAUGAUUUUCCUGCAGUAUUAGAAAAUUAAUUAAAAACAUAACUUUAAAUGAGUGCUCUUUAAUAUAAUUUAUUAUACAGUAUUUUAUGUAUACCACCUUUAGCAUUAUUAGCUGGAUAUUUAAUAGAUAAAUUAGGAGUUUAUAAAGUAAUGAUUACAUGUAGUAUUUUAUAAAACAUAGGUUAAUCUUUGUUUACAUUUGGUUUAUAUUAAGAAAACUAUUAUACAAUUGUUUUUGGUAGAUUUAUUUUUGGAAUUGGUCUUGAGAAUUUUAAUAUUUGUGGAUUUAAUAUUAUUGAUAGAUGGUUUCCUAAAUCGGAGUUGUCUUUUGCAAUGGGUUUUAUAGUUUCUAUAGGACGUAUUUCUAUGCUAACUUCUAGUUUUGUAUAUCCUAUUUAAUAUGAUAAAAACAAAUUAUUAUGGGAGGCGGCUUUUAUAGGUGUUUAUGUAUGCAUUAUAUCUUUUUUUAGUGUUAUUUGUUUGAACUUUUUAGAUAGACAUUUAGCCACUGAUUAGGAAAAAUAAAAAGUUCAAACAGAAAAAAUUAAAUUUAAAGAUAUUAAAAAGUUUAAAGGAAUUUAUUGGCUUAUAAUAUUUACAAUUUGCUUCUCUUUUAUGAUAUUGGAACCUUUUAUGGCUAAUAUGUAAGAAAUCAUGAUAAUAAGGUAUGAUAUAUAAAGUAAUCAUGCAAGCAAUUUUUACACUUUCCCUUUUCUUUUAGGAGCAAUUUUUAUUCCUUUAGUAGGGAUUUUAGUUGAUAAAUUUGGAAACAGAGGAACUUUUGCAAUUUUAGGGGGUCUAUUAUUUAAUAGUUUCUUUUUAUUAUUAUAUAAAGAGGCUACAUGUCGAAAUGAAAAAGGUUGCUAUGUGUAUGUUUUUAUAGCAUUGUCAAUCCUUGGAUUAGGAUAUGGUAUAUUAUAAAGUGUAUUAUGGCCUUGCAUAAAUUUAGUUGUUCGUUAAAAAAACUUGGGUACUGCAGGAGGAGUGGCUAACUUUGUAUUAUAAACAGGAUUACUUAUUAAUCCUAUAUUUAUUGGAAUUAUUUAAGAUUAAUCUUAAUAGAAAUAUGGUUAUGAUAUGUUACUUUUAUUUUGUUUUGGAGAAAGUUUGCUUAUAACUUUAUUAGCUAUAAUUUUUACUUAUAAAGAUUAUAAAGAUUUAAGACUAAUAACUGAUGUAGAACCUAAAAUUGCUUUAAGCUAAAUUUGGGAAUAUUAGGAUUAAAGUUUAACGGAUUAAGAAAAUAUUUCUUUAAUUAAAGGAAAACUAUAACAUUAAUGA